Anthonomus grandis grandis is the source of this 1484-nucleotide messenger RNA. It is a transcript of the gene Rab7, whose product is annotated as ras-related protein Rab-7a. Gene Ontology annotation, biological process: phagosome-lysosome fusion; endosome to lysosome transport. The transcript is spliced from 5 exons. Lineage: Eukaryota; Metazoa; Arthropoda; Insecta; Coleoptera; Curculionidae. The coding region runs from base 163 to 792 and encodes 209 amino acids. The record is from RefSeq and is a predicted model, not a curated record. Gene Ontology annotation, molecular function: GTP binding; GTPase activity. Gene Ontology annotation, cellular component: phagocytic vesicle; late endosome; lysosome.
AAAAAAGUGAAAAGUACCCAGGCGCCAUUUUGGUUAAUGUCAUGUCAGUGAGUGUCUGUCAUUCGAUUACGCAGUACAAAAUUAUCCAGUGUUUUGCUGUUUUAAAUUCGAUUUUUCAUUAGUGUUUUACCCUUAUUCUUUAGUUCAGCAUAUCAUUCAGCAAUGGCUUCCAAUAAGAAAGUGCUACUUAAAGUGAUCAUCCUCGGAGACUCCAGUGUCGGUAAAACUUCUUUGAUGAAUCAAUAUGUGAACCGAAAGUUUUCCAAUCAGUAUAAGGCCACUAUCGGGGCUGACUUUUUAACCAAAGAAGUUACCAUCGAUGAUAAGACUGUAACAAUGCAAAUUUGGGAUACAGCGGGACAAGAGAGGUUUCAGUCGUUAGGAGUUGCCUUUUAUAGAGGGGCAGAUUGUUGUGUUUUAGUGUUUGAUGUGACUGCGCCAAACACCUUCAAAUCCCUGGACAGUUGGCGGGACGAGUUCCUCAUCCAGGCCUCGCCAAGGGAACCGGAUAAUUUCCCAUUCGUUUUGCUAGCGAACAAGGUCGACUUGGAACCGAAAGCCAUAAGUCCCAAGAGGGCGGCACAGUGGUGCCAGAGCAAGAAUAAUAUUCCUUACUUUGAAACCUCCGCCAAAGAGGGUUUGAACGUGGAACAGGCCUUCCUAGCGAUCGCCAAAAACGCCCUCGCCCAACAAAACCAGACUAUUGAUCUCUACAACGAAUUCCCGGGUACUCUCAACUUGAACGAGACCCACCAUCGGCCAAUUGGCGGUUCCGAUUCUUGCUCGUGCUAGAAAGGUACCAACUGGGGUCGUACUAAAUUACAACAAAAAAAAAACAACAUAAGCCAGAUUAAUUAUUUAACUAAGAACAAUGUUGGAGGAGCAGCGUAUAUAUGCGCAGUCUCAUUUUUAGUGCAGAGAGUGAGAUUGAAUUAAUUAUUUUUUUGUUGUUGUCUUCUCAUUUUAUUUUAUUUACUGUUUGGUUUAAGUAGGAUGUAACCCUGAAAAAAAUGUGAUAAUCCUAAAGAACUUCAUGGCAUAGGUAGGUGAAAAUUAUUAUGGAUUAUGCUGCUAAACUAGUUUUGCUUAUUACAGGGUUCUUUAAAUUCAUAAUAAAGUAUAGCGUAUCAGAUCCGAUGAUAAUAAUAAUAAUUUUAUUUAUAAGAUAUUGUUCAUCCUGUAUAUAAUUUUUUUUCCAAUAGAUUAAUAUUAGUAGAUACUAGACUAAUAGUUCUGGGUGUCUGUUUAUUAACAAUUCUUUUUUUUUUGCGUAACUUAGGCUUACUGGUAAUAGUGUGGGCAUUGAUAUAAUGAGGAAAAAAAACCAUUUUUAAAGCUUUUUAAUGUGUGCAAUAUUGCACCGUUCGUUGUUUAUCAGAAGAGUUAAUCAUAUAAAUUGCUUACUCUAGUACGUAUUUACGAUUUAAAAUUUGUAUAUGAUAGAUAUAUUAUUAUGGAAACAAUAAAAGUAUAUACAAUAGUGA